AUGUCUCAAAAGGCUUGGGCAGUUGUCAUUGGUAUCGGACCUGGAACAGGGGCAAGCGUGGCACGUCGCUUUGCCAAAAACUAUGCAGUCGCUUUGCUAGCACGGAAACCAGAGAACUAUGAGCCGUUUGUGAAAGAGAUCAAUGAUGCAGGCGGCAAAGCGAUUGGUAUCAGUACUGACACCGCGGACGGUAAGAGUAUCCAGAGCGCCUUCGACCAGAUCAACAAGGAAAGAGGAAGUGCGCCCCUCGCUGCGGCUAUCUUCAAUGUAGGUGGAGCGUUCAUUCGAAAGCCUUUCCUUGAGUUGUCAGCGCAAGAAUAUGAGGGUGGCUGGCAAGCCAACGGGUUGGGUGGCUUUUAUUUCUCUCAGGCUGUGAUUCCGCUGCUACUUGAAGCAGUAGAUAAAACAGAACACCCACCAACUUUGAUAUUCACCUCUGCAACGGCAGGAUUGAGGGGCUCCGCCAACUGCGCUUCGUUUGCCACGGGUAAAUUCGCGUUGAGGGCUUUAUAUCAAUCGCUUGCCCGAGAAUUCGGUCCGAAGGGAAUUCACGUCGCUCAUGCCAUCAUUGAUGGUGUGAUCGAUAUUGAACGGACCAAGCAUUAUAAGUUUGACCAUCCAGAUGCAAAGAUCUCACCCGACGCGAUCGCGGAUUCUUACUGGCACUUACACACUCAGCCUCGAACCACCUUCACCAACGAGCUCGAUAUUCGACCCUACAUUGAGAAGUGGUAA
Exophiala aquamarina CBS 119918 is the source of this 735-nucleotide messenger RNA. Its product is annotated as 7-alpha-hydroxysteroid dehydrogenase. Lineage: Eukaryota; Fungi; Ascomycota; Eurotiomycetes; Chaetothyriales; Herpotrichiellaceae. The record is from RefSeq and is a predicted model, not a curated record. The transcript has 4 exons. The coding region runs from base 1 to 735 and encodes 244 amino acids.